Molecule: messenger RNA, 2835 nt
Organism: Cajanus cajan (pigeon pea)
Lineage: Eukaryota; Viridiplantae; Streptophyta; Magnoliopsida; Fabales; Fabaceae
Gene: HT1
Product: Protein kinase superfamily protein
Biological process (GO): protein phosphorylation
Molecular function (GO): ATP binding; protein serine/threonine kinase activity
Source: RefSeq, a predicted model, not a curated record
CCAGACUCGUUCUAAUUUAUUUCUCUACACAUUAAUCUUAAUCAGAUUCCAUGCUUUUCAAUUUUUUUAUUUUUUAAGAGUUUCGAUUCCACGCUUAGAAUCUCCGCUUUGCAAAAUUUGAAUGCAGUGCUUGGAUUGGAAUAUAAACUUAAAUGAUCGACAAUUAAAAUGCUUAAAGAACAUUAUGUUGCCUCGAUCAAAUUGACAUUGUUAUCUUCUUAUUUAGUGCUCUAUUGAUUAACGCAGAUCGAAUAAAGGAAAUGUCUGCCAAUACUACAAAUAUAGUUCAUCCAAAUCCGUCAAUUAAGGACUUUUUUGGUGCUACUGUUAAAGGAUGGGAUAUGGGACAUAUCCCAAACUAUGAGAAGAAAGAAUGCAAAGUACACAAUUUGUUGGAAGAGCAAAACGCAAAGCUCAAAUCUACCAUUCUUUGCACUGUGGCCACGAUGAUGUGAUGAUGCAUGCAAUGCAAGAAAAGAAACCCAAGCAGAAGCAAAGCAAGGUAGCUCAAUUAAAUUAAAUCGACCAAAAAGCCCCUCUCUCUACUUUUGAACCAAGCACUCACGAGACACCCUUGAAGCUUCACCCUUUGAAUUCAUCUUUAUGCUGCUACACGACCUAAUCCUCCUGACCCGUCCUAUUAGGACAAAGAAACCGUGAAAACUGCUUCUUCUCUUCUCUUUCUCCUUACAAUUUUCAUCUUCAUUCAUGAACGUUCCCUUCAUCUCUCUCUCUCUCUGAUUAGUCUCCAAUUCCUAUCUGUUGUAAAAAUUUCCAUCCUUCACUCGUCACAGCUUUGAGUUGAUAAAACAAGUAAGACAAUUGCUUGACUCUGACAUGAACACGUCUUUCUUUUCCUCUCUCACAAGCCAAAACCAAAAGGGUAUUCCCUGAAUUCUUAAAUGAAUCAUUUUGACACAUAUUCUUCUUCUUCUUCUUCUUCUCCUUCUUCAUCUUUUGUUGGAGCCUAUGUUUCGGAAUCGGUUUAUGCACUUCCUGAAAUCGGUUCACACGUUCAGAAGAAAAUAUACUUUUGACAGUCUCUUUUGAUAAGCAAAGCAAAGCAAGUAAGCAAGCAUCACUCACUCACUUACUAGAUAUCUUAGUUUGAGAGGCAUGCACUUUGCUAGAGCUUCAAUGGGGGGCUCAUGUUUCCAUGUGCUUCGUUUGAGGAGGUUCAAGAGUAAGCCUCUGCCAGAACCCUCUUCAUCUUCCAAGACCCGGUUAGAUUCUGACUUGGAGAACAUGGAGAGAAGAAGGUUUGAUAGCUUGGAAUCAUGGUCCAUGAUAUUGGAUUCUGAGAAUGUGGAGACAUGGGAAGCAUCAAAGGAGGAUCAAGAAGAAUGGACCGCUGAUCUUUCACAACUUUUCAUAGGUAACAAGUUUGCAUCCGGUGCUCACAGCAGGAUUUACCGCGGAAUUUACAAGCAGAGAGCUGUUGCUGUCAAAAUGGUGAGGAUUCCCACACAGGAUGAGGAGAGAAGAGCCUUGCUUGAACAGCAAUUCAAGUCUGAAGUGGCUUUACUUUCAAGUCUCUUUCAUCCUAACAUAGUGCAGUUUAUUGCAGCUUGUAAAAAACCGCCAGUAUACUGUAUCAUAACAGAAUACAUGUCACAAGGAACUCUGAGGAUGUAUCUGAACAAGAAAGAGCCUUACUCUCUUUCAAUAGAAACUAUACUAAGGUUAGCUCUUGACAUAUCUAGGGGUAUGGAGUACCUUCAUUCGCAAGGUGUGAUUCACAGAGAUCUCAAGUCAAAUAACUUGCUUCUCAAUGAUGAGAUGAGGGUUAAGGUGGCAGACUUUGGAACAUCGUGUCUUGAAACAAGGUGUAGGGAGACCAAGGGAAACAUGGGAACAUAUCGUUGGAUGGCACCAGAGAUGAUUAAGGAAAAACCUUAUACUCGUAAAGUUGACGUCUACAGUUUUGGAAUUGUGCUUUGGGAACUCACAACUGCUCUACUUCCAUUCCAAGGAAUGACUCCUGUGCAAGCUGCUUUUGCUGUUGCUGAGAAGAAUGAAAGGCCUCCACUGCCUGCUAGUUGUCAACCAGCACUUGCACAUCUGAUAAAGCGUUGUUGGUCAGCAAACCCUUCGAAGAGGCCAGAUUUCAGUGACAUUGUGUGCACUCUGGAGAAGUACGAUGAGUGUGUGAAGGAGGGCUUACCUCUGACUCAUCAUUCUGGUCUAGUCAGCAAAAAUGUCAUCAUUGAACGCUUAAAAGGUUGCGUCUCUAUGACCUCUUCCAUACCUGUACAGGCUUGAUUCCCUCUAAGUUGUGUCUAAGGGAUGAGUUAUUUCAUUAAAAACGGGUACAGCUCAAUAAUGUCAUCUGCGCAACUCUUAUUUUCCAAACAUACGCAACUCUAGUACACACCACAGUGGAAUUUAUCACUUCCAACUAUAUGCUACUAUGUUGUGCAUGCAAAAAAUGUGCGAUUACAUAUAAUUAGCUUGCACAAGAAUGAAGCUCACCGACCACCAACUACCAGAUGUUAACCAAACCCAGCAACAGCAUCCAUCCACCAAACAACUUGAGAAGCCAAGUACAACUUCAUUAAUACAUACAUUGCCAACUAUUACUGUAUUACGUAAAUUCCACCCACCUCAAAUGCUGACAUUAGUCUUAAAUUAAAACUAGACUAUAAUGGGAACUUGGAACCAUGUCUUAGAAGUUAAUUUCCACCUUAAUUAAACAUCCUGCAAGCUAAAUAUAAAUAAUAUAAAUAAAUAAAUUUAAAAAAAAAAUUGCACUAGAAGUAUCAGGUAGCCAAAUUAGUGAAUUUGUGUUGACAGUUAGUCGUGAAUUAUUAAAUUUUCUCUACAAUAGUUAUUGAA